Messenger RNA from Python bivittatus (Burmese python), 2303 nucleotides. Lineage: Eukaryota; Metazoa; Chordata; Lepidosauria; Squamata; Pythonidae. The record is from RefSeq and is a predicted model, not a curated record.
AAAUGUACUAUCUGUAAGAAAAAAGGUGGUUCAAUUGGCUGUAUAACAUCCAGAUGCAAACGAAGCUACCACUUUCCUUGUGGGAUAGAGAGAGGAUGCCUUUUCCAAUUCAGAGAAACUUUUCCGUCAUAUUGUUGGAAACACCGACCUACUCAAAAACAUCCUUCUAAUUGUAAAGGAUCAUCACAAUGUACAAUAUGUUUGGAGUUGGUUGAAUGUGUACCUGCAUACAACAUUUUGACAAGCCCAUGCUGUAAAAAUGCUUGGUUUCAUAGGGAAUGUUUGCAGUGUCAAGCUGUCAGUGCAGGAGUAUUUUUCUUUAGAUGUCCUGUAUGUAAUAAUAAAGAAAAAUUUCAGAAUGAAAUGUUAAGAAUGGGCAUCCAUAUUCCAGAAAAAGAUGCCUCUUGGGAACUGGAAGAGAAUGCCUAUCAAGAACUUCUUCAACGUUACCAGCACUGUGAUAUUAAAAGAUGCCUUUGCAAAAAUGGAAGAGACUACAAUGAGCCUGAUAGCAAAUGGGAAAUAAAACGCUGUCAGUGUUGUGGUUCUAGUGGAACUCAUUUGGCAUGUUCCUCACUAACAAGCUGGGAGCAAAAUUGGGAAUGCAUAGAAUGUAGGACCAUCCUUGCCAAAUCAAAUGGAAGUGCUCAGAAAUGGCGAAAGCGUUCCUUGAGUAUGCCAGAAAAAGCAGAUGGAGACAGUUUGAUGGAAGAUCCAUCACCCAAAUACCCUAGACAGUCUCCAGGAUCUCAUCUUGGCUUCCAUGUCAGGUCCCCAAAGAUGGUAUGCUCCAAUGGUUUUACUCAGUGUUCACAAGCAGAUCUUCCCUCUUCUAAUAACAGAUUUUUACCCCCAUCUGCCUUCAUCAGUCCUUCAGUAAGGAAUUUAUCUUUAAGAAAAAUGCAACUUGGAAUGCAGAAAAGAGAAGUCUCCAAUAUUCUGAGGGAAUUAAGAUCACAAAUUAAUACCAAACCAACAAGACUGAAUAUCAACAGACAAAAUAUCUGGGGUAGUGCUCUAAAAGGAUUUCAGAAGCGGAACUUCAAUCCUGCUAACACCAUUGAAGUAAAGUAUAUAAACUGCAGGAAUAAAAUAGAGGUGGAUCUCUGUUGCUCAUCAAAGGAAGAUUUUUUUCUAUUACUGAUGCUUCACCUUCAGAAUUCUUCAUUAUUUGAGGGGGACUUCUCAAAGAAUUUGUCUUUUGAUCCUCAAGCUCUUAAAGAUAAUUUAUACUACGAAGCAGGAAAAAUGAUUGCAGUUUCUCUGGUUCAUGGAGGUUCAUCUCCUAGUUUCUUCUCCAAAACCUUGUUUCAUUGCCUCGCCUAUGGCACAGAAAAUGUGAAGCCAACAGCAGAAGAUGUUGCUGAUAUAGAUGUUUUACAGACAAUAGAGAAGAUAAAAUCUGCCACAACACUGAGCAGCUUAGAAUCAGCAAUAAGUGAUUGCUCUGAAUAUCUUGCUUCUAUUGGAUGUUUGAAACCUGUAACAGCACUACGUGAUAAGAAUAUGUUGGUGAAUGAGAUUCUGAAUUACCAUGUCAUCAAGAGAACUCUUUUACCAUUUGAAAGCUUUAGACAAGGUUUGAAAACACUUGGUGUUUUGGAAAAAAUACAAAUGAAUCCUGAUGCAUUCUGUAGCAUAUUAUGUCACAAACCUGAGAAACUUUCAGCAAAACUUCUUGGUGAUCUGUUUACAAUUCACUGUUUAUCGGGAGCAGACAAGACCAGAAGUAUUGAUUUCUGGAUGGGUUACUUACAGGAGACAGAAGGUGGUGAGUCAGCUGUAACUCUAGAGGACAUCUUAGUAUUUGCAACUGGCAUCCGCAAUAUUCCACCUAUUGGCUUUGAUCCUGACCCUUCAGUUAAGUUUCUGCAUAUAAAAUACCCCAUCGGGAAGAGAGACCUUAACUGUUUAGAGCUUCCGAUAACAAAAUCUUAUGAGAAGUUUAAAAAAGUUCUGGAUAUUGCCAUCAGACGUGCUCUGUUACAGUCAGAAGUACAUUAGUCACUAAAAUGGAUACUGAAAACUGAAUGAUGAAGCACAUAAGAAGCUUGUUAUCUGCUACUGGAAAACACUUAUUCAUCCUCACAGGUUUAAAACUUGAUCAUGGAAAUGCUUAGUUUCAGUCUUUACAUUUUGAACGUUGUUUCAAAAUGAUGAGCAAACAAAGCUUUUAAAUCAAUUUUGCAUUAUUUUUAUUCUGGGAUUUGUUUUUUGUUUCCUUGGUCAAACAACCAGCAAGUGACUGUAGUGUACCCUUCAUUUUAUAUUAUAAAUAUUACACAUCAAAACUUCUGCAAAUG